This is a messenger RNA of Drosophila biarmipes, 464 nucleotides long. RefSeq names its product keratin-associated protein 19-2. The record is from RefSeq and is a predicted model, not a curated record. Lineage: Eukaryota; Metazoa; Arthropoda; Insecta; Diptera; Drosophilidae. The transcript has a single exon. The coding region runs from base 70 to 417 and encodes 115 amino acids.
GGGGGCCGGCUUGGAUCAGUUAGCCCAGAAAUAUCAUUGUCAUUGGAAGUUCUCGCAUCGAAAGUGAAAAUGCGUUCUGCGAUUUUGUUUGGCCUGAUUGUGUGCCUGGCUUUUAGCCUGGCUUUGUGCCUGGAGGAGCCUGAAAACCAAUCCAACGAUCUUUCGGCCGUGGAAAGGGAUAUUGGCCGGGCUGUGGAGUCCCAGGUGCGAGCCAAGCGUCAGUUGGGCUUCGGAGGUCCCUUUGGAGGAUUUGGGCCUCUCGGAGGAUUUGGAGGACCCAUUGGGUUCGGUGGUCCCUUCGGAGGCUAUGGUGGCUACGGAGGAUACGGCGGAUACGGAUACGGAGGCUAUGGAUACGGCGGCUACGGCGGCUACGGAGGAUUUGGCCACCGACGUCACCUUGGUUUCUUUGGCUAAACCUACUCCCCAACUUAAGCCACCAAUAAACGAAGACUGAAGUAUUA